AUGUCAUUCAAGGUCAACUGGAACACUCUAGAAACCGAUUCUUUGCGUGAGUGGACAAGCCAACUCCUCACGGAUGCAUUGAACUCGGGCAAACGACCCCCUAUUCUUGCUUCGGAUAUACAAAUUAAAGAUUUAAAUUUUGGGAAGGUGGCGCCGGAUUUCGAAAUCCUCGAUAUCGGCGAACUCGACCUGGAUCGGUUCCGAGGGAUCUUCAAGAUCAACUACAGUGGCGAUUUCCAUCUAACACUACACACGCGGGUUCAAGCGAAUCCGUUGACAAUUUACCAGGAAAACUCAAAUGCUUCGGACGCGGCGUUUGUGACGCCCAAUUUCUUGCUUGCAAGUGACCCGUUUGCGUUGCCAUUGGACCUCAAGUUGAGCGAUAUCCGCAUCCUGGGAAUUGGUAUCAUUGUAUUUCUGCGGUUGAAGGGACUCACGUUGGUGUUUAGAAACGACCCGUUGGAUUCCAUUAAAGUUACGUCGACUUUUGAUACCGUUCAGGUUCUUGCCAAGUUUCUCCAGAACCAAAUUGAAACCCAGAUAAGGGACUUGUUCCGUGAAACACUUCCUACCCUCAUUCACCGUCUUUCAUUAAAAUAUUUGUCCAGUGACGACUCCAGUUUCUUGGAUGAUCUCCGUCCGCAAUUGGCUGCUCUUCACGAAGAAACCGUUUCCUUGAUGGACAUUGAUCCCGACGUUCCUUACUCCCCUGAAAACCUUUCCCGAGUGCUGGCACUCUUCAAGUCUCGUGAGACUUUGCGGUUGGCAGUGCCAAAGAUUCGCCACUCGGUGCAGCGGUGCCGCCUCGAGAAAUUUACAAAGACACAACCCAGCUUGGUUCGCUGCUUGCACGACAACCUCAACCUCGAUUUGGUUGCUGCACCUCAACAUACCAACGAAAUUCCCGUCGAAUUGGUAUCGGGAGCAGACUUUAGCAAGACCAACCAUGUCUUGCGCGAGAUUUCUAGCAUCCAAGCAAGCAACUACUACCGUAGCUCGUCGAGCCGUCCCAAGCGGCGGGUCAUCAAGCUUGGCUCCAAGAAAUCGCUGGUUAAAUCGACACCACUGGCGGAAACUCUCGCAUCGCCAAUUCCAAGUGAAAUGUCUUCUGCUACUGCUUCGGAGCAUGUCUCGCCCACAAAGUACUACCAGAACGACUCGCACAUCUCGCUCUACCACCCCAAACCUCGGCAGGCCGACGGGGCCGCAGCGUUACAGCUUGCCAAUCCACAAUCUUAUUUAUAUCACAACGUGAGCAGCACACCCCAGCUCCCCUCCAACAGCUCCUUGUUGGCAGGAAUUGGCCUCGGCAACAACUACUUCAACUUUGCCAGUCAGUCGCAAAUCUCCACGUCUCCUAUUCGCCGGUCGAGCCAGGAACUUGAAGACAAAAAGGUCACCGGCAAGAAGUCCAUCAACCACCUUGACAUUGCCCAGCUCAACUCGAAACUCAAUGCUACUCUUCACACAAUUCCGGACGUGAAACUGCACCCUGGUACCGGUCGCAAGUUGGACACUGGGUUUGAAAUGCCGCCUCCUCCACCAUACCAGGUCUAG
Meyerozyma guilliermondii ATCC 6260 is the source of this 1557-nucleotide messenger RNA. It is a transcript of the gene MDM34, whose product is annotated as ERMES complex subunit. Gene Ontology annotation, biological process: mitochondrion organization; phospholipid transport. The record is from RefSeq and is a predicted model, not a curated record. Gene Ontology annotation, cellular component: ERMES complex. Lineage: Eukaryota; Fungi; Ascomycota; Pichiomycetes; Serinales; Debaryomycetaceae. Gene Ontology annotation, molecular function: lipid binding. The transcript has a single exon. Bases 1 to 1557 code for a protein of 518 amino acids.